This is a messenger RNA of Oreochromis niloticus (Nile tilapia), 2099 nucleotides long. RefSeq names its product general transcription factor IIE, polypeptide 1, alpha (gene gtf2e1). The coding region runs from base 131 to 1498 and encodes 455 amino acids. Gene Ontology annotation, cellular component: transcription factor TFIIE complex. Gene Ontology annotation, biological process: transcription initiation at RNA polymerase II promoter. The transcript has 6 exons. The record is from RefSeq and is a predicted model, not a curated record. NCBI's taxonomy places the organism in Eukaryota, Metazoa, Chordata, Actinopteri, Cichliformes, Cichlidae.
AAUAAGAAGUGAAGCAUGUUGGCUAACCCAGCAGCUAAAAGACUGUGAGGUGCGUUUGUGUUCAUUGAGUUUUAGCGGUGUUUUUGUGAGUUAACGUCAGUGUAUGAGACUCUGAAAUGACUGUUGGCACAUGAACAAUAACCGCCCUUUCUCUCCAGACCCUAAGAUGAUUGAACCAGAGGUACUGACCGAGGUCCCCGCAGCUCUGAAGCGGCUGGCCAAGCAGGUCGUGAGGGGUUUUUAUGGUGUGGAGCAUGCUUUGGCGCUGGAUGUGCUGAUCCGUAACCCAUGUGUGCGUGAGGAGGACAUGCUGGAGCUGCUCAAGUAUGACCGCAAACAGCUGCGCUCAGUACUCAAUACCCUAAAAGCAGACAAGUUUGUGAAGUGCCGCAUGAGAGUGGAGACGGCGCCCGAUGGCAAGACAACGAGACACAACUACUACUUCAUUAAUUACAGGGUACUGGUCAAUGUGGUCAAGUAUAAACUGGAUCACAUGCGACGUCGCAUUGAGACAGAUGAGCGAGACUCCACCAACCGUGCAUCCUUCCGGUGUCCCUGCUGCUUCUCCACCUUCACCGACCUCGAGGCCAACCAACUCUUUGACCCUAUGACAGGUACAUUUCGCUGUACCUUCUGCCAGACGGAGGUAGAAGAGGAUGAGUCCGUCUGUCCUGACGCCAGGACGCUCGUGGCGCGCUUCAACGAGCAGAUCGAGCCCAUCUACGUGCUGCUCCGUGAAACUGAGGACGUGAACUUGUCCCAUGAACUGCUGGAGCCUGAGCCUGCUGAGAUUCCCGCUCUCAAACAGAGCCGAGAACGUGCUGCAGCAUCGGGAGCCAACGCAGCGAGCGGCCCGCACCGCGAAGCCUGGUCGAACAAAGGGUCGACUUAUGCUGAUCUGUACACCCAGAACGUGGUCAUCAACAUGGACCAGGAGGAGCAGCAGAAACAGGCCGGCGAUAGCAAGGCACCAAAGGAGAGGCCGGUGUGGCUGACUCAGAGCACCGUACAGGGCGCUUACAACGAGCCGGACGUCCUCAAGAACCGUGGUGACGUACCUGGAGCCCAGGAUGGAGCACCCGGUCCUGGCACCGGUCAGGUAGAUGAAAACGAGGAAGUGAUGCGCGCGCUGCUAAUCCACGAGAAGAGGAGUGUUGCAGGCGCUGGUGCAGGUGGAGCAAGCGCCGCUGCGAGGGCUCUCACCUCUGCCUCCGCCAACGCCAGUGACUCAGACAGCGACACCAGCGAGUCGGACGAUGACUCGCCCCCGGGUCCUCCUCCUGCCGCCACCGCGCAGCAUCGGGCUGAAGAGGAGGAUGAUGAGGACGACGAUGAAUUUGAGGAAGUGGGCGAUGAGCCGACAGUGAUGGUGGGAGGCCGGCCCUUCUCGUACAGAGAGGUGAGCCAGAGGCCAGAGCUGGUGGAGCAGAUGUCUGCACAGGAGAAGGAGGCCUACAUCGAGAUGGGCCAGAACCUGUACCAGGACAUGUUCUUCUGAACCACACAGUCAGUCACAGCGCGGGUUCACUCUGCUGUGUCGCUGCUGUGUCAGUGGGCACAGCUCGUUGUAAACAUGCUGCUCAACAAGUAUUCAGCCGGCUUCAGCGUCCUUCGUUCCAUUAAUGAGGACGUACUCUGACAGUGUUGCACAAGCGACCCCCCCGUGUAGUAUUCUGUCCCAAGUAUUUUUUAAAUGCACCACCCUAGAAGGAGCUGCCUAGCUGCUCAGUGCCAACUGUUUUGUCUUUAGUUUAAAUCUUGUUGCCCGUUUUUCUUUUAUGUCCCGUUUAAAUGUAUCAGGUGUUUUACUCAGUAACUUUCAGAGCUCAGUUUCGUGUCGUGGACGGGAAAAAUAGAUUUCUACAAACAAGCGUAUGCAGCAGGUGUGCAGUGAGCUUGGAAAACUGGUAGAGGUGUGAGUGCUGGAGCUGCACACACCGAUGGAGGACUGAAGAACCUGUGAGGACGAAGCAGCUGGCUUUACAAGUUAACAGACGGGACGUUUAAAAACUGAUCUCAGCCAGACGGAGCAUGUGCCUAACAGUGAAACAUUUGUUCUUUGGAGCAGUCUGUAAUAAAAAGAUACUGUGGUGAAGGAA